CAGCCGCAGCAGCCACAGCCACCCGUCGUCGUUCCCGCGGCGCCGCCUCCCGAGCCGCGCUCCCCGCCGCCCUCCGCGCUGCCCGGCCGAGCCGGCGCGUCCGCCCGCCGCCGGCGCCCCCGGUCGUCCUCCGGCUCGCCCUCGGCCUUCCGCGCCCGCCGCAGCCGCAGCUCCCGCCGCGGCUCGAUCCCCGCCGGCUCGAUCUCCUCCGGGCCCGAUCCCCGCGCCGUCGCCCUGGAGGUGGGGAUGCUCUUGUCUAAAAUCAACUCGCUAGCCCACCUGCGUGCCGCGCCCUGCAGCGACCUGCACGCGACCAAGCUGGCGCCUGGCAAAGAGAAGGAGCCGCUGGAGUCGCAGUACCAGGUGGGCCCGCUCCUGGGCAGCGGCGGCUUCGGCUCCGUCUACUCCGGCAUCCGAGUCGCCGACAACUUGCCGGUGGCCAUCAAACACGUGGAGAAGGACCGGAUCUCCGACUGGGGGGAGCUG
Molecule: messenger RNA, 486 nt
Organism: Dipodomys ordii (Ord's kangaroo rat)
Lineage: Eukaryota; Metazoa; Chordata; Mammalia; Rodentia; Heteromyidae
Product: serine/threonine-protein kinase pim-1-like
Biological process (GO): protein autophosphorylation
Cellular component (GO): cytoplasm
Molecular function (GO): protein serine/threonine kinase activity; ATP binding
Source: RefSeq, a predicted model, not a curated record